This is a messenger RNA of Alosa alosa (allis shad), 1718 nucleotides long. RefSeq names its product spermatogenesis associated 6 (gene spata6). Bases 150 to 1385 code for a protein of 411 amino acids. The record is from RefSeq and is a predicted model, not a curated record. The transcript has 11 exons. Gene Ontology annotation, biological process: spermatogenesis. NCBI's taxonomy places the organism in Eukaryota, Metazoa, Chordata, Actinopteri, Clupeiformes, Clupeidae. Gene Ontology annotation, molecular function: myosin light chain binding.
CAAAGAUCCUUGAUUACUCCGCUUUAACCCUCUGGUUAUAUGGCUCUGGUAUGCAUCGGUAAGCGUCUGCUGCAACUAUGGCAACGAAGUUUGAAACGUGGGUGGAGUGACUCCACCUAAAGUAGCCAAAUAAACAGUCGGCAUUCGGGAUGCCUCAAAAAAGAUUGAAAUGCACAGUAGAACUCGAGAUUCAGGCUAUCACGUGCCCUGGGGUAAUGUUGCCCUCUCAGGAAGACAUAUACCUCAGUGUGCGCAUCAUGGACCAGUUUCAGAAGACCCAUUGCGUUCCUGCUGUCUUUCCUCUUUUGUUCCACAAAAAAAUGGUAUUUACCAAGUCUUUCUCCCAUGUAGUUGACCUGAGUGGCAUUGCUGACCUCCUAGAAUGUGAUACAACAUUCUUUGAGCUAAUUCAGCUGCUACCACCAGAGGGGGAAAUCUGGGCUACUCUUGAGGAGAACACCCGUGACUUCCUCUACCCUGGACCGUGCGUCCUGUCCAAAUCCCCUUGUCCACAGAGAGAGCUCCUGAUGAAGAAAUCCAUCACCUUCCCCGGAAUCUCACCCAAAGUGGAAUUCUCCACCACCACCACCAUAGAGGAAUGUGAGGCGAGAGAUCGGCGGCCUGCUGCAUCCUCGAAUUCCAGCAAAUCCCCUGCUAAACCUGCCAGUGCCAGCGUCAGGAGGAGCCCGGGCACCGCGGGGAAGACAGGGCCGGGCAGCGCAGGCGCGCCGGCAUCCAGCGGCUAUGACAGACCCACCGUCGCCUCGAUGACCCGUGCGCUCUCGCCCUACACCCACCGAAGGAUGUGCCAGCUGUCGGAGGAUGCCAGGCAGCGCCUUGGCCACCUCCAGCUGGGGCCGCACGCCUUCAGGAAGGAGACAUGUCGACAGCCCCCCUUCGUGGUUCCCCGCAGUCUGAGUACUUCAGUCCUUGAGACCUCGUCGUGUUCACCGUCCCUCUCCUUGUCCACCUGGAGGUCCAUCCUCGAUAGGUCUACUCACUCCGCUGCAGAUGCCUCACACCUCUCCAGUAGAAGGUCAAGUCCAGCUAAAGUAUCGGCAAGCUCUCUCAAAUCCGCCCCUUCCCCAGUCGGGCCUCCCAGGCAGAGACCCAGCUGCAGCCCCGUCCACCGGAGACCUCCGGAGGCCCACUCCACCCCACUACUGACCAGCAGCCACAGGGCAGCACAGAGCCCAGGGCUCAGCCACUCCUCGCUGAAAGAGAGCACUGUAUCGGCAGCGGAAACAUCUGUUCACUUAGACAACGGACAUUACUGGAGCUCCAGAGCGGCUGCCUACACGGGGAGACCCCACAGAGCCGUGUUCGAGGAGAGCUUGGGCCGAAUCUACAAGAACCUCUACAGAAACCUCUCCGACACUAGCUGAGGACACGGCCUGGCACCAUAAAUCAACGUAUUAAGAUCACUGUUGAAGGACGCACUGACACAGAUGGGUAUGCAGUUGCUACCCAUUUUCAAAAGUGCAUUAUGUUAUUAUAUUAUCAUUCCUACCAGGUAGCUUUUACACUUGAAAUUAGAGAAAGCCCAAUCCAGAUACAAGCUGUCAUGAAAGGGAUUAUGAUAUGGAAAUUACAUAUUUUGUAUAUGUCAUAUAUUGAGGUGCUGGAUUCACCCCUUCAAGGCCCCUUUAUGGUUUUAUAAAAACAAUGAAAACAAAUCAUGGAUCUUAUAAUACUGCAUUUAUUGUGACUGAAAAAGG